Molecule: messenger RNA, 2421 nt
Organism: Stegastes partitus (bicolor damselfish)
Lineage: Eukaryota; Metazoa; Chordata; Actinopteri; Pomacentridae
Gene: ccdc62
Product: coiled-coil domain containing 62
Exons: 13
Coding region: 473-1933 (486 amino acids)
Source: RefSeq, a predicted model, not a curated record
GGUUAAAGUCUCCGAGAAGCUAACUUUAGCUACAUAUUUCAGUUUUCUAUCCAAAGUUUUGUAUUCGGUCUGUGAUAAUUAAGUGACAUUUUGGAGCCCACAUUGUUAAAUUAUAUUAGCUCUUUAAUUAUCUAUCUGACGGUUAGCUUUAAAGUCACUUGUUGAUAUGGUAAGUUAACGUUAGCUAGCCUUUUCGGCUAGCCCGCCUCCCAAAAGAUGCCCACAACAACAACAAUGAUGGAGGCUGCUGGAGAAUAAAGACAGCUUUGGAGUUGGGUGUAAUAUUAGUGGGAGACAGUUAUGAUGUGAUGGACGACGGGAGAAGACUGUCCACCUCCAAUGGAAGCGCUUUUGGAAAAGCAACUGUUGCUUUGUUUCCUCAGCUGAGCUCUGGCAUAGCACUCCAGUUAAAAAGAAAAAUGAUGUUCCUCCUCUUGAUGCUAGCCAAACAUCUGGAAUAACCAGCUUCAAGAUGGACACCACAGGAAAUCGUUGGCCUAUAGGUACCCAUCUUACCCCACCAGACACCCACUGUCCUCCCAGCUUUCAGGAGACUCAGUGUCCUGUGAGUGACCUGAGCAGCUCCACCAUCCAGAGGCAGAGGAGGGAGCUGCAGCUGCUGAUUGCUGAACUGAAGGACAGGGAGAAGGAGCUGAACGCCAUGGCUGCCUCCCAUCAAAAGCAGCAUCACGCCUGGGAACAAGACCGCCAGAGGGUGCUGAGCCUGGAGCAGAGAUGUGCCCGUUUGGAUGAGGAGUUGCUGAAGCGUAACGAGGUGAUCAGAGUCCUGACGAAGCGUGUGUGGCUUGUGGAAACCGGGGAGAAGGAGGUCCAGAAGGAGCUGAGCACCGCCCAGCAGCAGCUCUGUGAGCUGGAAAAGAAGCAGCAGCACAUUAGUGAAAAAUGUCAAGAUUUUGAGGAGAAGAACCAGAGUCUGAGCUCCACAGUUAUGGCUUUGUCCACUCAGGUCGGCUCUCUGCAGGUCAGAGAGGAAGAGCUGAGCUCCAUGCUCAAACUGAAGGACAAAGAUGUGACCGAAGCCUCCAAUCAUAUACUGGACCUCUCAGGGCGCCUUCGAGGGCUGGAGACAGCACUAACAGAGAGUCGCUCACGGGAAAACAAGCUCCUGAGAGAGCUGGAGGAAAAUAAACACCGCUACAGAGAAGCCACACAUGAGGUCACACAGCUUAAAGAGGAGCUGCAGCUGCAGGUCACACAGAGCAGCACCCAGCGAGAGGAGAUCAUCCGUCUCAAGCAGGAGCUCCAGCUGCUCCGCAGAGAUCUGGUCCUGACAGGAGAGGGCGACAGCUGGAAAGACGAACUGCUGGAGCUGUCUCGUUCCAAACAGGAACGCAUCAUGUCUGAGCUGCGCUGCCUCCGACAGGUGUGUGAGAAUCAGCAGAAUGACUUGCAGUUGCUGCGACUGAACCAGGAAAGUGCCCGUGAAAGCCUGAAGGACAAAACCAGUCACGGAUUAUUUGGCAGCCAGGAUGAGUUAUCAUGUCACUGUGUGGACCAUCAGUCACCUUCAUCACUCAGAGGGAACAACCUAAGACCAGUACACGAUACCUCGACUCCACCAGCAGCUGAUUUGCAAGGCUUAGCCAACAGUGAACUGGGAGUCUUCUCAGCACACCUGACAGAUGGGGAUGUCCGUCUGUCCAGCUGUUCUCUGCAGCAGCUGUUGGAUGAGUCCAGGUUGGUCGUGACCGGCUCAGAGAACAGCAGUUUGAGACGCCACAGCUCUUUAAAGAAUAGCAGCCUUGCUAUAAACUGUGGGACCACUGAACCUCUUUACUUCCGUGAGCGCAGGACACCCCACCGCCAUCACCAUCCAAGUACCUCGAUACUCCAGCAGACUGGUGAAACUCCACCCAAGUCCUGCCCUCAACAUGGAGCCAGCCAGCCAUGUGGACGUCUUAAUGUGAACUGAAGCAUCAAUUCAGUAUUCACCAAAGUGCGAAAUAUUAAGCACUGGAAUCAGACUCAAAAAUCAGUGUUACUACAUUUAACAGCUCCACAUGCCAAAGCUUGAAGUCUACUAUCUCUCCAGUAAAACAAAGAAAUGUUAAAAAAUAAAUUAAAAAAUUCCACAGUGUUAAACGUUUUUAUACCCUUAAUAUUGUUUUAUAUGUGUUACUCUAAUUUUAUAAAAAUCUGCCAUUGAUUAACACACUUCAACUGUGUAUUUUUUAAAAUCUUGAUAAAGGUUUUUAAAGGCUGUAUUGUGUGUGCUGGGUGAGAUGUGAAACCAGUCCUACAGGGCUGUUUAGUCCUGUGUCCUUGUUUUGUCUUUCCAGUUUCACUGCCUACAGAUCUGCCUUGUGACUCAGAGGAGAUGUCUAUAGCUGUGAAUAGUUUUUACAACGUGUAACUUGGAUAUCGUGUCACAACUUUUUGAUAAAAUAUUUAUGGAAACUA